This is a messenger RNA of Hippopotamus amphibius kiboko, 1874 nucleotides long. RefSeq names its product WASH complex subunit 1 (gene WASHC1). Gene Ontology annotation, cellular component: WASH complex; early endosome; recycling endosome. Lineage: Eukaryota; Metazoa; Chordata; Mammalia; Artiodactyla; Hippopotamidae. Gene Ontology annotation, biological process: endocytic recycling; exocytosis; Arp2/3 complex-mediated actin nucleation. The transcript is spliced from 11 exons. Bases 170 to 1594 code for a protein of 474 amino acids. Gene Ontology annotation, molecular function: actin binding; gamma-tubulin binding; alpha-tubulin binding. The record is from RefSeq and is a predicted model, not a curated record.
GCUGAGGGGCGGGCGGCGUGCUCAGGCCUGAGGUGACGAGGCCCGCUCGGCUUGGGGCCCUGAGCGGCGGCGCGGAGCGGGCGGAACUGGCGGCUAGAGGCGGAGCCGGAGCUCGGGGCCCGGAGCGCCGGGGAGGCGGAGCGGAAGCGGCGGGAGUCGCGCAGGUACCAUGACCCCCACAGGGACCCAGCAUUCGUUGGCCGGCCAGACCUAUGCAGUGCCCCUCAUACAGCCAGACCUGCGGCGAGAGGAGGCCAUCCAGCAGGUGGCGGAUGCCCUGCAGUACCUACAGAAGGUCUCUGGAGACAUCUUUAGCAGGAUCUCCCAGCGAGUGGAGCUCAGCCGGAGCCAGCUGCAGACCAUUGGGGAGAGGGUCUCCUUGGCCCAGGCCAAGAUUGAGAAGAUCAAGGGCAGCAAGAAAGCCAUCAAGGUGUUCUCCAGUGCCAAGUAUCCUGCUCCAGAGCACCUGCAGGAGUAUGGCUCCAUCUUCACAGGUGCCCAGGACCCUGGCCUGCAGAGGCGCCCCCGCCACAGGAUCCAGAGCAAGCACCGUCCCCUAGAUGAGCGGGCCCUGCAGGAGAAGCUGAAAUACUUCCCUGUGUGUGUGAACACUAAACUGGAGCCUGAAGAUGAGGCUGAGGAGGGGCUGGGGGGUCUUCCCAGCAACAUCAGCUCUGUCAGCUCCUUGCUGCUCUUCAACACCACCGAGAACUUGUACAAAAAGUAUGUCUUCCUGGACCCCUUGGCUGGUGCCAUAACAAAGACCCAUGUGAUGCUGGGGGCGGAGACGGAGGAGAAGCUGUUCGAUGCCCCUUUGUCCAUCAGCAAACGAGAGCAGCUGGAGCAGCAGGUCCCAGAGAGCUACUUCUAUGUGCCCGACCUGGGCCAAGUGCCUGAGAUUGAUGUGCCUUCCUACCUGCCUGACCUGCCGGGCGUGGCCGAUGACCUCAUGUACAGUGCAGAUCUCGGCCCCGGCAUUGCCCCAUCAGCCCCUGGCACCAUUCCAGAGCUGCCCGCCUUCCACACGGAGGUGGCUGAGCCUUUCAAGCCAGACUUAGAAGAUGGGGUGCUGACAGCACCCCCACCGCCGCCACCACCACCACCACCUCCCCCAGCUCCGGCGGUGCUGGUCAGCGCUCCCCCACCUCCGCCCCCACCCCAGAUGGUGGUCCCGCCAGGACAAACUGCCAGGGAGGAUGACAAUGGUGGUGUGUCUCCUUCAGCCCCGGUCCAUGGAGCGCCCAAGGAAGUGGUGGACCCCUCCAGUGGCCGGGCCACUCUGCUGGAGUCCAUCCGCCAGGCCGGGGGCAUCGGCAAGGCCAAGCUCCGCAGUGUCAAGGAGCGCAAGCUGGAGAAGAAGAAGCAGAAGGAGCAGGAGCAAGUGAGAGCCACUAGCCAAGGUGGGGACCUGAUGUCGGAUCUCUUCAACAAGCUGGCCAUGAGGCGCAAAGGUAUCUCCGGGAAAGGACCUGGGCCAGGAGGGGCCAGCGAGGGGCCAGGAGGAACCUUUGCCCGAAUGUCAGACUCCAUCCCGCCUCUGCCUCCCCCACAGCCACCCCUGGGAGAGGAGGAUGAGGAUGAUUGGGAGUCCUAGGGGCCAGCUCCUUCUUCCCCUGAGCCCCCGACUGUAUCACGCCGACACGCAGAACAGCUGGCCAGGCUCCUUGGAGGGAUGCUGACUGCGGAGGACGUCCAGCUCUGUUGCCUGGACCUUCUUCAAGGAGCAGGGAGGCUGCCUUCUGAGCCCAAACUGCGGGCGGGGGCUUGCUCUCUGCCUGUGCUCCAUCCAGCCCCUUCACUAGCAUGUCUUCCCUAAAGAGACUUUGUGGUGAAACAGUACCUGAGUCAAUAAAGAUGUGUGAUGUAAGAGCCAA